Elephantulus edwardii (Cape elephant shrew) is the source of this 681-nucleotide messenger RNA. RefSeq names its product ATPase, H+ transporting, lysosomal 31kDa, V1 subunit E2 (gene ATP6V1E2). Lineage: Eukaryota; Metazoa; Chordata; Mammalia; Macroscelidea; Macroscelididae. The transcript has a single exon. Gene Ontology annotation, cellular component: proton-transporting two-sector ATPase complex, catalytic domain. The record is from RefSeq and is a predicted model, not a curated record. Gene Ontology annotation, molecular function: proton-transporting ATPase activity, rotational mechanism. Gene Ontology annotation, biological process: proton transmembrane transport. The coding region runs from base 1 to 681 and encodes 226 amino acids.
AUGGCUCUGAACGGCAUGGACGUGCAGAAGCAGAUCAAGCACAUGAUGGCUUUCAUCGAGCAGGAGGCCAAUGAGAAGACCGAAGAGAUCGACGCGAAGGCCGACGAGGAGUUCAACAUCGAGAAGGGCCGCCUGGUGCAGACCCAGCGGCUGCAGAUCAUGGAGUACUACGAGAAGAAGGAGAAGCAGAUCGAGCAGCAGAAAAAGAUCCAGCUGUCCACCGUGAAAAACCAGGCGAGGCUGGAAGUCCUCAGAGCCCGGGACGACCUGGUGGUGGACUUGCUCACCGAGGCCAGGCAGAGACUGAGCAACAUCGUGGAGGACCCCACCAUCUACCAAGAGCUCCUGGAAAAACUCCUGCUCCAGAGCUUGUUCAGGCUGCUGGAGCCCCGGGUGCUGGUGAGGUGCAGGCCGCAGGACACCCUCUUCAUGGAGACUGCCCUGCAGAAGGUCAUCCCCCGGUACACGGAGGUCUCCUGCAAAGCUGUGGUGGUCCACAUUGACCAAGAGGUCUUCCUGCCCGCAAACUUAGCUGGUGGCUUGGAAGCCUACAGCUUUGAUCACAGAGUCAUGGUUUCCAAUACCUUGGAAGGCCGCCUGGACAUCCUGGCCCAGCACAGGAUGCCCGAGAUACGGAAGGCCUUGUUCGGAGCUAAUGCCAACAGGAAGUUUUUUACAUAA